Papaver somniferum (opium poppy) is the source of this 1320-nucleotide messenger RNA. Its product is annotated as TATA-box-binding protein. Lineage: Eukaryota; Viridiplantae; Streptophyta; Magnoliopsida; Ranunculales; Papaveraceae. The coding region runs from base 445 to 1047 and encodes 200 amino acids. Gene Ontology annotation, molecular function: RNA polymerase II general transcription initiation factor activity; DNA binding. Gene Ontology annotation, biological process: DNA-templated transcription initiation. The transcript has 12 exons. The record is from RefSeq and is a predicted model, not a curated record.
AAGAACCCUAUCGUAGCAGCGCCCUUUAUCUUUUCUUUCUUUCUUCCUUCUUCCCUGCGUCGUUCUUCCUUCUCUUCCCUGAGUCUGUCGGACAAAACAAUAGAUUGAAAAAGUGAUAGAUCUAAAGAUCAAAGGCUGGUGGUUUGAUCUAAAGAUCAAAGGCAGGCAGAAGAAGAAGAAGAAGAAAGUGUUUUCAUGUAAAAAGUCAACAACAAAAAAUUCCCUGUCCGUCGAACUAAGGAAAAACAAGUCAGAAGAAACUCCAAUCAAAGCAUUGGUGGCGUGGAGUUUUACGCUCCUUUGACGCUUUUUCUUUGCUGGCAAUUCUGAUCUGCUGCUCCGACCUAAUUUGUGUACCUGCGGCGCAUUAGUCAAGCUAGUAACGGUUCUACAUUUUUGCGAUAAAGCUCGAAGUGAUUUAUUUGCCUGAGAAGCAAUUAGUAGAUGGCUGAUCAAGUCUUAGAAGGAAGCCAACCGGUAGAUCUUGCCAAGCAUCCCUCUGGAAUCGUGCCUACACUACAGAACAUUGUAUCUACUGUCAACUUGGAUUGCAAGUUGGACCUCAAAGCAAUCGCUUUACAAGCUCGUAAUGCUGAGUAUAAUCCAAAGCGUUUUGCUGCCGUGAUUAUGAGAAUAAGGGAGCCCAAAACAACUGCGUUGAUAUUUGCUUCUGGAAAGAUGGUAUGCACCGGGGCUAAGAGCGAGCAGCAGUCAAAGCUUGCAGCAAGGAAGUAUGCUCGAAUUAUACAAAAGCUUGGGUUUCCAGCGAAGUUUAAGGACUUUAAAAUUCAAAACAUCGUCGGAUCUUGUGAUGUGAAAUUCCCCAUUAGGCUCGAGGGGCUGGCAUAUUCUCAUGGUGCCUUUUCAAGUUAUGAGCCAGAACUCUUCCCAGGUCUGAUCUACCGAAUGAAACAGCCAAAGAUUGUGCUGCUUAUUUUCGUAUCAGGCAAAAUUGUUCUCACGGGUGCCAAGGUUCGAGAUGAGACAUACACAGCCUUCGAGAAUAUAUAUCCUGUCUUGACUGAGUUCAGAAAGAGUCAGCAGUAAGAUAUGGUAACUGUCUAGUUCUGUUAAGCCGGUCUCUUUGUACUCAAAUAGGAGGGGAUUAAGUUUUUCCUCAUGCCUAUGCCGUUGCUUCAGUUUUGUGGAAGAUUCACUCCAGUUGUAAAUAUAGGGUGAAAAGGAGACCACAUCACCGGCAAUAGCAAAUAUGGGAGGAUAUGUGCGGGCGUCAUGGCUUUUUUGAUGCAUCCGAUAAGUUAUGAGGAGACUUUCGAGUGUAAACUACAUUUAGGUAGCGAUCAAGCUGAAGGGGAAAAA